This is a messenger RNA of Micropterus salmoides (largemouth bass), 5295 nucleotides long. RefSeq names its product transcription factor binding to IGHM enhancer 3a (gene tfe3a). NCBI's taxonomy places the organism in Eukaryota, Metazoa, Chordata, Actinopteri, Centrarchiformes, Centrarchidae. The transcript is spliced from 12 exons. Gene Ontology annotation, molecular function: RNA polymerase II cis-regulatory region sequence-specific DNA binding; DNA-binding transcription factor activity, RNA polymerase II-specific; protein dimerization activity. Bases 229 to 1902 code for a protein of 557 amino acids. Gene Ontology annotation, biological process: regulation of transcription by RNA polymerase II. The record is from RefSeq and is a predicted model, not a curated record. Gene Ontology annotation, cellular component: nucleus.
CCCAGCUGUCUGGACCAGUGUGCAGGCUGCCCAGGUACCGUUCAGCCACUCAGAGGACUCGAACCUGGUCUCAGAGUUCCUCCUGCCCUGCACAGGUCCAGGUUCACAUCAGCGUUGGACAGAAACUUGCAGCUGCUGUGAUUUCACCUUUGAGACUUGGAUCCCGCGGUGGCUGCUGGGAAGCAAAGCGCCUCACCUUUGGGUUAAAACGUCUUUAUCUCUGCUGAAAUGUCAGCCGUCAGUUCGGACCAGACCCAGACCGGAGAGCAAAACCGAACCGGGGUCGAGCUAGAGCAGCAGGACGCCGGGAUCCUGCAGCCGCAGACCGUGUUUGUCAUCCUGGACUCGGCUGAAACCCUCAACCUGGUCCGGGUGGAGUCUGGUAUCGUCGCUGACAUCGAGGUCGACAGUUUGCUGCCGUCUGACUGCGACACAUUCUACCAGAUCAAGAGUCAGCCGAUCGGCAUCAGUACAUCAGUAGCAGCUCCCUCCUCUUCGUCAUCUUCAUCCUCACUGCCGUCAACCAUGUCCUCCAGGGUUUUGAUGCGUCAGGAUCUGAUGCGUCAGCAGGCUCGGGAGGAGGAGCAGAAGGAGGCGCAGCAGCAGCUCCUUCGCUCGGCCGACUUGUCCUCCCCCAUCUCUGUCUCUUUGUCCUCCUCCUGCAGACCUCCUGCUCAGGUCCCUGUGGAGGUGCUGAAGGUGCAGACUCACCUGGAGAACCCGACCAGGUAUCACAUCCAGCAGGCUCAAAGGCAGCAGGUGCGUCAGUAUCUCUCCACUACGCAGACCGCCAUCACCACCAAGACAACCAAUGAGAAGCCAGCUGGACCGUCACCAGGCCACUCCCCCUACCUGGGCUCUGCCCCCAAACUACAGCCUGCAGACAACAGCAACAAAAUACAGCUGGAAGAGACAGUCAUUGAUGACAUCAUCAGCCUGGAAUCGAGUCUAAAUGACGAGUUGGUGACGCUGAUCGACUCUGGACUGCAGUUCGCCAACACGCCGGUCAGAGAUGCUGGGACAUGCAGAGGGUUAGACAAGCUGAAGGUCGUUUAUGAGCAGCAGAGAGAGAGCGAGCUGCCAGUGUCGGGGAACAUGCUGGACGUGUACGGUGGCAGCGGAGGGAUGGCCACGCCCACCAUCAACGUUAGCAACAGUUGCCCCGCUGACCUGCACGCCGUCAAGACGGAGCUGAGCGGUGGGUGUCUCUCAGACUUCUACACUCAUGUGGAGGCCAAAGCUCUGAUCAAAGACAGACAAAAGAAAGACAACCACAAUCUCAUUGAGAGGAGGAGAAGAUUCAACAUCAACGACCGGAUCAAAGAACUCGGAGACCUCAUCCCCAAAUCCACCGACCCGGAGACGAGGUGGAACAAAGGAACCAUCCUGAAGGCGUCGGUGGAUUAUAUUCGCAAACUGCAGAAAGAGCAACAGAGAGCCCGAGAGAUGGAGGAGAGACAGAGGAGGCUGGAGAACACCAACCACUCACUGCUGCUACGCAUACAGGAGUUGGAGCUGCAGGCUCGCCUCCACGCCUUCUCGUCCUCCUCCUCUUCACCCCUCCCCACCACCACCUCCUCCUCUUCCUCCCUGGACCCCCAGACUCUGCUCUCCCCCCAGCUGCCACACCUCUUCUCCUCCUCCUCCCCUUCCUCCUCACUGAUGACACCCUCCCUGGGUCUGGACGCCCUGAGCUUCGUGGAGCUGGAAGACCCACAGGGGGCCGCCACCGUCUUCUCCCCCGACCUGAUGUCCGACGUGGGGCUGACGGAGCUCCACGGCCUGGGAGACAUCCUGAUGGAGGAGGGGGGAGGCGGGGUGAUGUCCGACCCACUGCUGUCCUGCGGCGCCUCGAAGACCAGCAGCAGGAGGAGCAGCUUCAGCAUGGACGAGGACCUCUGAUGACAUCACCACACACACACACGGAUCCUAUUGGCCCAGAGCUGGAGGCAGGCCGCCGCCCAGCCGGGAGCGUUUUUACUUACUAAACUAUUUUUAAUCAGUGACAUCUUUAAAACGCACACAAAGGUGACGUCACAGAGAACAGCGAUAUCCUCGGUUGAGUUCGGCGCCGUCUCAUCUCAGUAAUCACGAGCACAGAAUCGCCAGACUGAGCAGAUCGGAAGCUGAUUGGCUGAUGAAGAACAAACAGCUGACUGAGCUCCAGGUGUCUGCAGGUGAUCAAUAACUCUGCAUCUGUUCAGCCAAAUGUUUGAACGCGACUCGCUCCUCAUCUGUUUUCAGUCAGCUGUUGUCGUUGUUAUUAUCCAAUCAGUGACUUUCAGCAGCUGUAUGCUCAACUGUGAUUGAUCCUCAUCCCCGGCCCCACCCUCUCGUCUACAUAUGGUCACUUCUGGCUCCAGAAAACCAAGAUGGCGACGGCCAAAAUGCCAAACUCGAGGCUUCAGAACGGUAGAAGCGGCUGCGUCCACACCUGUGACUCUGCCGGCCAACUAAACAUUUCAUUUAAGAGAUUUUACCGACAAAAAAUUAUGAAAAACCGCAAUGAAUGUGCAGAAAAAGCCUCGGCUGCUGAUCUGCUGUUCACACCUGUACAUAAAUCUGUAAUCGCUGUGCUGGAGAUGUUUUACUGGAAGAGAUCUGAUCAGGUUCUUUUAUUGUUUUCUGUUGGUUGUUUGAGCCUCAGAGGAAACGGAAGGGAAACGACCAAAUUUACAUUUGAUGCUUUGUUUGAUUGUGUGUCCUGUCAAACUCUAAUGCUGUGUCUCCCUUCGGAUAUUUCCAUGUGUGUGAGUUUUUGAGGUGGCGUACAUGAACACGGCUGUUGUGCACUUACUGGAAAUAACAAUGGCAACAUUUGACCACUUCUUCUUCUUAAAUAACCGGAUGGAUCAUCACCGCCAAAUUAACUAAUAAGCAAACUGAUGGCUUCUAUCCAACAACAUACUUAUGACUGCGCCACGGCUGCCAGAGCAAAUCGCUGCCAUUGUAUUCAGUGCUUGUGCUCACACCUUGAAGCACCGCAGCGUGUCCCAGAAGUGGCGCUCUGCUCCGCUGCGCAGAGAAUAGGCAGCCGGACAAGCAGCACAGAGCAGAUGAGCCGGGCAGGAAGUCAGACACAGAAACGAGAGAAGAGAAUCCGGUCGAUUUUCAAAAUAAAAUACCUUGUACAGACUCCUGAUCAACAAUAAACCCAGUUAAAACCAUGUUAGAAGCACAAAAAUCAAGGACAACUUACCAAAAUUCAAUCUAAACAAUUCAGUAAAAUCAGGCUGGCAAAACGCUCUUAUUCUGAAAUUCUCCAAGUGGGAAAUUUAGGCCUGCAGGGAACUGGGAGGAAACAGUUCACAGAGCGCUGUGAUCGGUUGUAGAACACACAGAAUGAAAAAGAAACAGCAAGUCAACAACAUGGGGCAGGCUGAAUGCUCCGCUUGUGAAACGCUUCCAGUGUGAGUUGACGCCGGGCUAAGGACGGGUCAAAACCGUGGCGCAGCUGUAACACUGCGCACACGCCGUCCGGGGUAACAUUUAUAUGGUGCGGUUUUAACCGGAGUGACCCCUGCAGCUUCCAUCCCCUUCUGCCAAGAAGUGAAGAUGGCGACUUUUGCGAGCGAGAAGCGUCCAGCGUUCCUCAGCUUUUAGACGGCCAGCAGGGGGCGACUCCACCGGCUGCAGGAAGAAGUGUGAUUGUAUAGAAGUCUGAGAAAAUUUUCUACUUCUCAGCUGAUUUAAUCCCUCAGUGCACACUUUCACACUUUCCUGGCCAGGAAGCAGGAGAGGCUUUAGGGCGGGGCUACAAGCUGAUUGACAAGUCGCUACUAUGGCGACCUGUCAAUGAGGAUAGAGGCGACUCGUAUCCACUGCUCUGUGUACAUUUAACCAGCGCAGCUGAAAAAGCUCAUCAGGAAUCGGCUUUAUUUUAUUUUAAGCCUGAUUAUUUGCCUAAAAAGCCCAAAAUUAGCAUCCCAGCUAAUAUAGCAGUUAACGAGAAUUACAGUUGCAACUUGCUAACCUAGCUAGCUAGUGUAGGGUGACCAGACGUCCCCGUUUUCUGGGGACAGUCCCCGAUUUUGGUGGCCUGUGAGCAGACAGGUGUCGUGGCGAAAAGCCGUCUGCGGUAGCGCGCGCAGCAUGUUAAAGCUGUAUCGCUGUAUCGACUCUUUACAGCUGCUUUUAUCUGGAUCAAACAGACAUAAUGUGCAAACAGUUGUGGCCAAAUGAGUGUUUGCAGUUUAAAGCGUAACCAGGCCUGACAUUUACGUUAUUAUAGCCAAUAAUAGAAGCCUGUUGGUGCCGACACAUUGUGUGUUUGGUAGACCUAUGACUAAUAUCCUUGUUUAUAUUUGGAAAACGAAAUGAAGCCAGUAACUAACAUGACUUACCGCUGAGUUAUAUAUAUAAAAUAAAGACAAGAUCUCUUUUGCAAUUAUCCUUAUGACUCAAAAUUAUUUAACUUGCUGUGUACCAACCAAUCCAGUCCUUUCUACAUGUUGAAAUAUGCAUCCCUAAUGCAGUAUUCCACUUGCCAGAAAGAGACUUAUUGACUCAAAAUGACUUGAUUUCAUUCAGAAGAGUUAUAUUAGACAGAUUAUAAAACUGAAAUUAUCCCCCUUUUUUAUUUCAUAGAUAAUAACAUUAUAUUUUUUAAUGACAUAUUGACGAUCAAACCAAAAAUAUCCCCAGUGUUCAUUUCAGAAAUCUGGUCACCUUAAGCUAGCGCCACACACUCGUCCAAAUAUGGUCAGGUCCAAACGGCGGCUACGUACGCUUCGGUUAUACCGUCUGUGGUGUGAACGCACUUCUGCACUAAAAUAGCAAAAGUAAGUAUGGAAGGGCGCGAAUUGAGACACAGCAUAACUGAACAGUUGUUAGCUGUUAGCUGUUAGCUGUCAUGUACAGGCCAUUCAGUCAGUUAGCUGUAGCUGAACUGAGUGAAUUCAGAGCUAACCGCUAGUUAGCCGGCUAGUUGCUCCUGUUAUCGCUCUGUUAACUUCAUGUAAUUGAGAUUUAAAUGACAUUUUAACAGCUGAAACAUCGUCGGGGCAAAAGGAGAUGAUGUCCGUGAUGUGAUACAGUGAUGGUUACUAUCAGCUGAACUACAGAUCCAACAUGGCCGCCGGCUCAGCUGUCAGUCCUCAGAUGAAAACUCCAUAAAGGGAUUUCUGUUUGUCUGUUAUUGAUUUUCUGACCUUCAUGUUUCUCACCAUGUUUACAGUUAGUUUAAAGUUUCUCUGCAGCAUUAAGUCUCAGUAUGAUUCAUGUUUGUUUUUAAAGAUAUUCUUUAUUUCAGAGUCAAACCUUUAUAUAGAAAUAAAGUCAUUUAAUAAAAACAGA